This is a messenger RNA of Spea bombifrons (plains spadefoot toad), 1757 nucleotides long. It is a transcript of the gene NR2E3, whose product is annotated as nuclear receptor subfamily 2 group E member 3. Gene Ontology annotation, cellular component: nucleus. Gene Ontology annotation, biological process: positive regulation of transcription by RNA polymerase II; anatomical structure development; cell differentiation. NCBI's taxonomy places the organism in Eukaryota, Metazoa, Chordata, Amphibia, Anura, Pelobatidae. The coding region runs from base 413 to 1639 and encodes 408 amino acids. The transcript is spliced from 8 exons. Gene Ontology annotation, molecular function: RNA polymerase II cis-regulatory region sequence-specific DNA binding; zinc ion binding; nuclear steroid receptor activity. The record is from RefSeq and is a predicted model, not a curated record.
UAUUAUAUUGAGUUAUCUGCCCUAAACUUCCAAAAUGGACACAUGUGACUGGAUGACUGCUCCAUCUUCUCGUAGAUAGUAAAGAUUAAGAGGAUAACAAGAGGCAUCUGCUUACACAGCGUUAAGAGCUAAUCUCCAGGCCCUAAGAAAACUCUUAAAGAAAGAUAGGGAGGAAGAGAAAGAUAAACCUCUUCAUUAGUCUCAUGCCUCUUUUCGAAAACAUCAUUCUUGCUUCCUUUGGUCACCUGCUACAAUCAGUCACCAAACCAAGAUAUUUGCAGUAUAGGUGGUUGGAUAAAGAAACAUAGCAGAACUUUGGGAGAUCGUCCUCUCCCCUGGAGCAGCAAGGAGCUUAGACUUCAGUAACAGAAGGAGAAUCGUCUAGUGAAAUACAUUGGGAAAUCAAGGUGACAUGACCUCACCCACCGGAUCUGUCCUCAGCACCAGUGCAGAAGACAGUCAGUCAGUUCCAAGUCCUGCUCCUGGUCCUGCUCCAGUCCCUAGCCCUGCCCUUUUGUGCCGUGUGUGCGGUGAUAGCAGCAGCGGAAAACACUAUGGCAUCUACGCCUGCAAUGGUUGCAGUGGCUUCUUCAAGAGGAGUGUCCGGAGGAAACUCAUAUACAGAUGCCAAGCAGGUACUGGAUUGUGUCCAGUGGAUAAAGCCCACAGAAACCAAUGUCAAGCAUGCAGGCUGAAGAAAUGUCUCCAAACUGGAAUGAACAAGGACGCUGUUCAGAAUGAACGUCAGCCACGCAGCACAUCUCAGAUCCGUCUGGACAGCAUAGACUUGAACACUGAGAGUCGCAUGGAGCACUUGGCUACAACCCGAGAACCUCUCCCAUCUUGCCCACCUGUCAACAGCCUCCGGACCCCUGUUCCUACUGUAAUAACUGGGACCCUCAGCCCUCCGCACAACCAUCGUUUCAUGGCAAGCUUGAUGACAGCAGAAACAUGUGCCAAGCUAGAGCCAGAGGAAGCUGAGGAGAAUAUUGAUGUUACAAGCAAUGAACCUGAGCGCACACCAAGUGAUUUUCAGAUGUCAGGGUUCUCCGCAUCCAGUCCAGAAGGUGUAUAUGAAACCUCAGCUCGUCUCCUCUUCAUGGCUGUGAAAUGGGCCAAGAACCUCCCAGUUUUUUCCAACCUUCCUUUCAGGGACCAGGUGAUCCUACUUGAGGAGGCAUGGAGCGAGCUAUUCCUUUUAUGUGCCAUUCAAUGGUCUAUGCCUCUGGAAAGCUGCCCAUUGCUGUCUGUGCCAGAUUUGUCUCCCAGUGUCAAUGGGAAAUCCAUCUCCUCCAGUGUAGAUGUCCGGAUUCUCCAAGAAACCAUCAGUCGCUUUAAGUCGCUCAGCGUUGACCCCACAGAGUUUGCCUGUAUGAAAGCUGUCCUGCUUUUUAAGCCUGAAACAAGGGGUCUUAAAGACCCUGAACAAGUAGAAAACUUGCAAGACCAAUCUCAAAUGAUGCUGGCCCAACAUACUAGGAGUCAUUACCCUACCCAACCAGUGAGAUUCGGGAAGCUUCUGCUCCUCUCUCCGUCCCUUCGAUUCAUCUCAUCAGAACGCAUCGAACUUUUGUUCUUUCACCGCACCAUUGGAAACACCCCAAUGGAGAAACUGCUAUGUGACAUGUUUAAAAACUGAAUAUGCAACUCCCUGCUACUACAUUUUACCAUGUAAACAAAAUCCACGCCUAUAAAACCCAAGACAUCAAAGAUAUAACAACAAAUUCAUCUGUGCUAUACAUUGCCCUCCCACCUCU